Lentinula edodes (shiitake mushroom) is the source of this 564-nucleotide messenger RNA. RefSeq lists its product as uncharacterized. Bases 154 to 564 code for a protein of 136 amino acids. NCBI's taxonomy places the organism in Eukaryota, Fungi, Basidiomycota, Agaricomycetes, Agaricales, Omphalotaceae. The transcript is spliced from 3 exons. The record is from RefSeq and is a predicted model, not a curated record.
CUGGGUUGAAUGAAUCUGACUCGGACGAGGAUGGUUAUCGGAUAUCGGAUCUAUACGGUCCGUAUGAUCCGCCAAGUCUGAGGCACUAACAGGGUACAUAGGAAUAUAGGGGUUAUAGGAUAGGAUAGGGUGUACCACCAUCUUGUCUUCAGCAUGUCUUAUGAAAUUGUUGACAUUACAGUCGGAAAUUCGACCGAAACGGUAUCUAUAAAUAAGUCAUUAUGGGUCCGAGAUAACAAUCCUGGAUGGGGCGCCUUAAUAGAGGGAUAUUUCGGCCAGCGUGAUACUCUGGAUUCCCUCAAAGCGAGCGAGCAACCCAUUCUCGAGAUCCCGAUUGCACAAGAGUUCGAUCUUCCUAAGAAAAUCCUUAUUCGCUCAGAGCUACAAACGAUGUAUAAAAGAGUCGGGGCGCUGUAUCGGUCCAAUCUGAGGUCCGGUGCGAUUAUCAGUGGGCAGCCUGGCUGUGGUAAAUCGACCUCAAUACCUUACUUUUUGGUGGAACAACUCGCCGAUAAACGUCCCGUCUACGUAAUGGACAAAAUCGAACAUCUACUUUAUAACUAA